Fusarium coffeatum is the source of this 2346-nucleotide messenger RNA. RefSeq lists its product as uncharacterized. The record is from RefSeq and is a predicted model, not a curated record. The coding region runs from base 1 to 2346 and encodes 781 amino acids. The transcript is spliced from 4 exons. Gene Ontology annotation, molecular function: DNA replication origin binding; ATP hydrolysis activity. NCBI's taxonomy places the organism in Eukaryota, Fungi, Ascomycota, Sordariomycetes, Hypocreales, Nectriaceae. Gene Ontology annotation, biological process: DNA replication; DNA replication initiation. Gene Ontology annotation, cellular component: nuclear origin of replication recognition complex; nucleus.
AUGGAUAACUCUCCUACUCCGAACGCUCGGAAGCGAACCCAAUUCCAAGAUGAUCCCGUCCCUACUCCUGCGACCCUCAAGAAACGCCGACUCGACGACCUAACCGCAUCUCCUUCAACACCCAAGGCACUCAAAGCCAUCAACUCAGCGUACCCUUCAGUACUCAAUGGCCAGAUCGCUCAACCACCGUUAGCCACUGAUAUACCAGUACCGAAUGGCCAGCGACCCGUUGCAUCGCCAUCAAAACCAGCACCACAACCUGCCGCAGCGCCAGCCAAGUUCCUACCUGCACUUAAAGGGUUCGCAAUAAAAGGUACAAAAUGGGACACUGGAAAACCCGGUACCGAUGCGCCAGCGUUCCGACCUGCUAUUAAAAUGUCGGCACUGAAAGGCACGAAAUGGGAUACCGCACCAGCACCUGUUGAACUGCCGAAGGAAGUCGGAAUCUCUAGGACCAGAAACACUUCGCCAAAGAAACCCGCAGCCCCUAGGGGUAGACCACGAAAGAAGAAGAUUGAAACGCUGGCCGAUGAACUAUCGGGGUCUGUUGAUGAGCUUUCCGCGCCGGAAGGUUCAUUGUCAGUGCCAAAACCUACACCCAAGAGCAUUCUAACACCCAAGAAAGUGGGAAGACCACGAGGCCGACCUAAGAAUGUUACAUUUGGAGCAGGUCAAGAUCAAAACGGGGAAGUCUUCUUCGCGGAUCUACCCAAGACAUCUAAAACACCGCGCAGGCCUGAGAAUGCUGCAGCAAAUGAGAUUGUCUGCGCACUCUGCUUAAAACCUCACUCUCAGGCACCCAACCAAAUCAUUCUAUGCGACAUGUGUGAUUUCGCAGUUCAUCAGGAAUGUUAUGGCGUUCCGGAUAUCCCAGAAGGCGAUUGGCUUUGCAAGUCAUGUACUCAAGAGGACAUACUUAAGACGCCCAAGAAGACCGCGGGUGUUCAGCCUCCGGCUGUUAAGAUUGCAGUAGAUGUGCCCGAAAUCGCCAACCUGGACCAACAUGUACGAUCAUUACAACGGGUUCUGCUCGAUCGAUGUACUGGAAGAAGACGUCUGCAGUUGUCUGGGCAGCUAGAAGCCGAAGAAAAGGUUUACCAGCUUGUAGAACAAACGGUUGUGGCUGGCGAAGGAAACUCAAUGAUGGUUAUUGGAACCAGGGGAAGCGGCAAGACUACAUUAUUAGAAAAGGUCAUCUCUGAUGUGUCUCAAGAGCACAAGAAUGAUUUCCAUUUGGUGCGGCUCAACGGCUUCAUUCACACUGAUGACAAGCUGGCCUUGAAAGAGAUUUGGCGCCAGUUGGGCAAGGAGAUGCAAGUAGAAGAUGACUUGGUGAACAGAACAAACUAUGCCGACACCAUGGCGUCGUUGCUUGCUCUCCUGUCACAUCCGUCUGAGAUUAUCGGUACAGACGAAGGUGUCACGUCACAGUCGAUUGUGUUUGUGAUUGACGAAUUCGACAUGUUUGCCUCGCACUCUCGACAAACAUUAUUGUACAACUUGUUUGAUAUUGCACAGUCGCGAAAGGCACCCAUCGCAGUGAUUGGCUGUACCACUAGACUGGAUGUUGUUGAGAUGUUGGAAAAGCGAGUCAAGAGUCGAUUCAGUCAUCGAUACGUCUAUCUCUCUAUGCCAAAAUCGCUUCCGGCCUACUGGCAAGUUUGCAGGCAGGGAUUGGUUGUAGACAGCGACGAGGCCGAAAAGGAGGGCAUUAACACCUACCUCGAAGGGCAUGCUGAGUUCCAGAAAUAUUGGAACGAAAAGAUUGAGGGACUAUACAGAGAGCGAUCAUUCCAGGACUUGCUCCAGUAUCACUAUUACACAACCAAGUCGGCUUCGGCAUUCCUGACCGAAUGGAUCUUGCCUCUGUCGGCUCUCUCAGCAAACGACGUAACACUCAAAAUACCUGCUGUGCAAGCAGAUAUCGAAUCCUUGACACCCCCUGACUCCAGGCUUCACUUGCUAUCAACAUUGUCUGAGCUGGACUUGGGACUCCUUAUUGCUGCAGCACGAUUGGAUAUUGUAGCACACACUGAUACGGUCAACUUGGCCAUGGCAUACGACGAAUAUAGCUCUUUGAUGGGCAGGCAGCGAGUCAACUCUGCAACAUCAGGGAUGCUUGCUGUAGGCGGUGGUGUCCGAGUAUGGAGCCGUGGCGUCGCUGGUAUUGCAUGGGAACGACUCAUUUCACUAGGGUUAUUGGUGCCAGCUGGCAUAGGUGGUGCCCGUAACCCUGGACAUGGCGGAUUAGAAGGCAAGAUGUGGAAAGUCGAUGUCGCAUUGGAGGAGAUCCCAGCAGCAGUGAAGUUGAGUGCUGUAUUGGCAAGAUGGUGUAGGGAGAUAUAG